CCUAUGGUCGUGAACUGUUCAGUAGUCAUCCAGUAGUCCUGAACUAGUCAGUGAUCGUGAAUUACUAGUCGUACAAGAUGACCAGUUACACGGAAGUGGCUGUCGGGAAAACAUUAGGAUUGGCAAAUAAUGGAAAAUUUACAUAUACAGGAAUAUUUUUUAUCUUAAGUUUUACUCUUAUCUGAACUAGUGAAUCCAAGACCUAAAAAGUCUUAAUCUUGUUUAAACUAUUUAGAAGCUUUAUAAGCCUUAAAUAUGACUCCAAUGAGAGUCACAGCUUCCUAAAUCUGAGCUAAAAACUUAAUUCCUGGAACAAAUUUACAUAAUUGUUUAAAUCUGAACAUGAACGAGGUCUGAAACCAAAUAAGGUCCAAGUGAAGUAGUGUAAAGCUUUUUUACAACGCCAAAAUCUCAGAAAUUUUGAUACAAGAUUGAAUUGAAAAGUCAUUUUUGCUCAAGCCUUAUCAUGCGCAUUAAACUUAAUUAAGUCUGCAAAGUUUGAAAGCUUCAGUCCUUUAUGUAUCAGAGAUGGGCAUCGCACACACCACAGAACAGGGGAUGCGUGAGGGCCCUGGGAAGCCUCCGCCAGACAAGGAUGAAGCCCCUAACAAAACCUCGUCCAGGAACCGGCUGGAGGAGGUCUUGGCGUACCCUGGACCCUAUCCUCAGGAACAUUGGACGUACUUCGGGGAGGACGAAGUCCACGGGCCGGUGGUCCUCAGCCACAAGAGAGAGGUUAUAAGUUCCCAAGAGAACCUCCGUGUCCUCCUGCGCCUCAAGACGGGCACACACCACGCCACUAUCAUCAACCUCGGGGACAACCCCACACCUGCCAAGAUGGUCAAGAGGUUAAAGGAGGAGUUGACAAUUGAAUGUUUCUACCCUGUCGUGACUCCUGAAGGACCAGAGUUGAUCUUGGCCUAUGAUGAGCAUGUUCUGAAGAACCACUUCAAGUUUGGGCUCAUAUACCAGCGCUUUGGACAGACCAUGGAGGAACAGCUAUUCGGCAACAAAUGUGAAAGCCGAGCACUUGAGGAAUUCCUGUGUCUUAUGGGUCAGAGGGUGAAGCUCAAGGACCACGAAGGAUUCAAAGGCGGUCUGGACACCCAAUUUGGUCAGACAGGUGAAGAGAGCAUUUAUGAAAUAUUUAGAAAAAAAGAAAUUAUGUUUCAUGUGUCAACGAUGCUGCCUUACAAGGAUAAUGACCCACAGCAGCUAGAGAGGAAGCGACACAUAGGCAAUGACAUGGUUGCAAUUGUGUUCCAAGAGGCAAACACUCCCUUUGCUCCUGAUAUGAUUGCCUCGCAUUUUCUUCAUGCGUACAUUGUUGUCCAGCCUAUUGACCCCUGCACAUCCAACACAAGGUACCGAGUGAGUGUAACGGCAAGAUCUGAUGUUCCAUUUUUUGGGCCAACUCUCCCUCUUACAUCCACUUUUGAGAAAGGUCCUCAGUUCAAAGAGUUCCUUCUUACUAAACUUAUCAAUGCUGAGAUUGCCUGUUAUAAGGCGGAGCGGUUCGCAAAGUUAGAGAUGCGUACACGAUCUUCUCUGCUAAGUGCUCUCGUGGAUGAUUUGAGGAUGAAAACCAAUGAAUUCCUUGGUGUAACAAAAGUUCCAGAGACGCCCAAGGUGGAGACUACAGGCAACAAGUUCAGAGAGAUUGUUCGUAGUGUGCUGAUUGGUCGCAAGAACCCUGAUGCUGCUGGGGUGUUAAAGAAACCCAUUACUAAUAAUUCAAACACAUUAUUGGCUGGAACUCCUGCAAGUGCACGCAGUAAAAGCAGUGGAGGCAGCAGCGGUGCACGAACCCCAACAUCCAGCCCCGACACAACUCCGAACACGCAUAUGGCAUUGUCGGAAAGUGAUGACUCCUCCCUCAAUUCCAUGGAUAUUGAUUGUCACCCUCAGCCACUUAAUGAGGACUCUGAUACAGGUCUAGAGUCAAUGUCCUCAGCUGAGACCCCUCACAAGUUAUCCCUACAGUGUCCUCUCUGUGGGGGUCAUGAGGAUGGGGUGUGCGCCCUCCAUGCAGACCCUGAAAUUGUAAUGCGACAGGUCGAAACUCUGAAACACGAGAUCAACAAGCUCAAGUGUGAUAAACUGGAUCUCCUCCGUCAGAAUGUGACUUGUCAACGGGAAAUAAAGAAGUUAAAGGAGAAGGAACUGAAGCUUGGUGGGGAUCUAAGCAGUGCCAACAAGGAAAUCCUACGACUGCAGGCACUGCUCAAAGACCUUGGAACAGGCCAGGUGUCUGCUGUGUGAGAUCACUAGAGGCAUAUAUGCUGUGUUUUCAUAUUCCACUGCUGGUCGAAUGAUCUUGAAAAUCCCAAAUGUCGUGGACCUCCAAGCCGAAGUGAAUUUUGGCAUGCAGGUUAUUUAAGAAUGAAUGAUGAUUGACUAUGAUGCAGUAUUACCCCUGGGUAAUGGUAUAUUUUAGACGUUGUAUAGGCAAAGAGGAGACGAAUAAUAACCCAUACCUCAGAUCUAUUGAUCCAUCAAAGAUUCAUUUGGAGAAUUUUUGCUUUGCUGAGGUAAUUUUCUUCAUGUCGAUAAGAUUUUUGGCAGGUCGUGAAAAAGUAGUGUUUGAGUUUUGAUGGUCUGUGAAAGGUUUAUGUAACCACUUUGGUGUCUUUAGGAAUGGGAAGUGGAUUGAUACCAAAGUUUUGUAUUUUUUAGGUACAAGUUGAGAUAAUGAGAGAGAGAGAUACCAAAGGGAGAAUGCAGGACCUGCUGGAUUUAAGGCAUAUAGCUGGGAAUGUGCAUUGUGGUCAACCAAGACAAAUAUUUAUGCAUUUAUUAUAGUUUAAACAAAAAAUGUGGGUGAAUAAUUUAUACAUAAUUCACCUUAUCUGGUUGUUUAGAUGAACACAGUACUCACCUCAGCUUUUUAUACCAAAUAUGUAAUCUUAAGUUCACUUAGGGGCAAGCAGUUUUGCAACCCUAGAAUUGUAGUCAUUCCUAAAUUUUAUAAUACACCCUCUAAUAUUACAUGAUUGUCCACGAUUUUUAAUUUUAUUUUGUAUUGAACUCCAUUUGUGAGGUGUUCACUGCACAGUGAUGGUGUUUGCCAGUGUGGAGGUGUGGAUGACUUGGUAUGGCAACCCAAGAUAACUUCCACUUCUGAUAAGUAUUGCAGGAUCCUCUGCUCAAUAUUGACAGCUUCCUCAUUUUAUCCACACAAUCACUAGAGUAGUGAAUUGACUGGCAGUUUUCCUAGUAUACAUCAAGGCAUGUUAUAUCACAAGAAAUUAAUUAGCGUUAUCAAAUUUUAAAUAGAUAAGUUUUUAAUCACUAGAAACCUUGAUAAUAACUGAAUUGUUUGAUUGUGAAUUUUGCAUUGCUUAAUAUAAAUGUUCUAAUACACAUUGCACUGUGGUGCUGAGGAAAGUUCUCUGCCUUUUUUUGUCUCGAUACCUUGGUUCGUGACCUGGUCAUUAUAC
Procambarus clarkii (red swamp crayfish) is the source of this 3440-nucleotide messenger RNA. The record is from RefSeq and is a predicted model, not a curated record. Lineage: Eukaryota; Metazoa; Arthropoda; Malacostraca; Decapoda; Cambaridae.